GCGGCGAAAGUAGUUGCGUUAACAGCCGUACAGAGAGAGAGAGGAGGGGGGGCUGCUUUUUUUCUUCUUCUCUCCAUUUUUCUUCUUCUCUCCUUUUUUUCCCCCCAUAGUGGUCGGGACGGGUUUAACCGUUGUCCGUCGCAACUCGGACGGAGGGAGGGGGAGGCGCUGCUACUUUUUGACGGGACGGAGCCGCGAAGCGCCGAGGGAAGGGGUGUCGACCCCGUUCCAACUUGGCCGGGAAGACGGUCCUCCGCUGGGCCGAGAGCUGGGGCGGCGGAGAGGGAUCGCCGGGCAGCCGGAGAAGAGAGAAGAGAAGAGAGUCGCGGCCGAGAAGCGGUGCCAAAGUUUCCCCUCGAGUUGUCUAGACCUUGAGGGGGAGGAGAGGGGGAGGAGGGAGAAGAAACGCUUAAUAAAGAAACUUGACUUCGGUUUCCACGAGUGACUUGUGGAACUCAUUACCACGUCCCGGCGGACGCUAGCUUAGCCGGCGCGCUAAGGACGCCUCCUCUGCCCGCACAGCAUGAAAACACCUGGAGAGACUGGGUUCGCCUUCCCGGACUGGGCCUACAAGCCGGAGUCCAGUCCAGGCUCCAGACAGAUCCAGCUGUGGCAUUUUAUCCUGGAGCUGCUGAGGAAGGAAGAGUACCACGAUGUCAUCGCCUGGCAGGGAGACUAUGGGGAGUUUGUCAUCAAGGAUCCGGAUGAGGUGGCUCGGCUGUGGGGAGCCAGGAAGUGUAAACCCCAGAUGAACUACGACAAGCUGAGUAGGGCACUGAGGUACUACUACAACAAGAGGAUCCUCCAUAAGACCAAAGGCAAGAGGUUCACCUACAAGUUCAACUUCAACAAGCUGGUGCUGGUCAACUACCCCUUCAUCGACAUGGGCUCCGCCGGCAGCAGUGUGCCCCAGAGUGCCCCCCCUGUCCCCACCAGCGCUGGGACCCACUUCCGCUUCCCCCCCUCCACACCCUCCGAAGUGCUGUCCCCCAACGAGGACCUGCGCAGCCCGGGUGGCGUGUUCAGCGCUGUGGCCCGACGGAUGGCACGUGGCUCGGUCAGCGACUGCAGCGACGGCACGUCCGUCAACUCUGAGAUCGAGGACGGCAACGGAGGAGCAGGAGAAGAGAGAGGGGGUGAAAGAGGGGUGAGCGGAGGAGGUGGAGGCAGCAGCGGUGGAGGAGGAGGAGCCUAUCGGGGCAUCAUCCACCCCCGCCUGUCCCAUGAGUCCCUAUUCCGCAUAUAUGGAGGAGCAGGGAACCCUGGCGGGCAUCCAGGCUCCCGCGGCCCUACGGGGCACAGGGUCCACCCAGAGCCCCUGUCCCCUUUCCCCGUGUCCCCUCUCCCCGGGCCAGGAGGAGCCGGCCUCCUCGCCCCUCCCCUGUCUCCAGCCCUGUCCAUGACCCCCUCCUCCCACCUCCCCUACACCCCUUCCCCCACCCUGUCCCCCAUGCUGGGCUCACACUUCUCCUUCAACCCGGAAGACAUGAAGCGCUACCUGCAGGCCCACACCCAGUCGGUGUACAACUACCACCUCAGCCCCCGGGCCUUCCUCCAUUACCCGAACAUCGUCAUCCCUCAGCCCCACCGGCUGGCCGCGGACAAAGGCGGUCUGGGCGGAGAGAGAGGGGCGGCUGAGAGGGGAGAGAGAGCAGCGGCAGCUGGAGGGGAGCGAGGGGGAGGAGAGCGGGGGGGUGGAGGAGGAGAGAGGCACCACCACCUGUCUUUGGCGCACUCCGCCCACCACCACCCACCCCACUCUGCCCAUCCCCAUCCUCACCCCCACUCCCACCCUAUCCACCACCCACUCCACCUGGGAGAGGAGCCUCCACACCUGUCACCCUUCAAGUUCAAAUUGCAGCCGCCGCCGCUGGGGCGGAAGCAGCGGGAGGGCCAGAGCAACCCCAGGCAGAGCUCCCUGUCCUCCGGCUCGGGCUCAGGGUCCUUGUCCUCCACGUCUGGGCUGGGCUCUUCGCUGUCGUUUGGCAGUGACCUGAGUUCAGCCAGCGGCUCGGGGCUUGUCUCCAAUUCCUCCUCCACACAGUCCCUCAACAGUGCUGGCCUGCCCAAGAUCAAGGUGGAGCCUAUCUCUGACAUAGAGUCGGAAGAAGAGGUGGAGGUGACGGACAUCAGUGAUGAGGACCCAGAUGAGCGAGAUGAGGAGUUUGAGCUCUUUUCCCCGCGACACGCCAGAGCCCCGGUCCACCCCCAUCCCCAUCCCCAUCCAGACGAGGACCUGGACGAGGAGGUCUUCAAAGCGCCCGCCCCGCCCGGCCUGACACCCUUCUUUACCUCGCCACACAUGCACCCCCACGCGCACCGCGGGCAGCCGCUGUUGCCCCUGCCCACCCUCAAGAGCGAGCCGAGCGAUGUGGGGGAUGGCGGCACCCCGCCUCCUCAGACGGGCCCGGUGGGAGCCCCCCAGACCAAGUGCAUCCCGCUGAAACUGCGUUUCAAGAGGCGCUGGAGUGAGGACCAGCGCAUGGAGGCAUCGCAGGAGGAGUCGGAUGACAAGAAGGUGCGGGCAGAGGAGAGGGAGAGGCAGAGGAACGGGCGGAUGGAGACGGAGGAGAACGGAACGGGCAGUGGAGAGGGGGACAGCCCGCCCCCACUGGGGUAUGAGGGCUCUUUACCCCCGCCACUGACCUCACACAGGAGGGUGAGUGCCGAACUGCACCGUGCCACGGCACAGUUGUCUCUGGAGCACAAGGACUGCUAACCAGACCCGCACACAUUCACACACAUUCACAUAUAGUUUCACACACACACACACACACACACACACAGCCCAAACACUAAUGUUCCAGCACAGGUGGAGGUGGUACAGGUGAAAGUAGGUGGAUUCUCUGGAGUCACGCUGUCACGCUGACGGCUCUGUAGAAGUUAGCGAGAGUUCAUGAACCUCUAAACAACUGAGAGCAGGGCCCAACACACACACACACACAUAUACACAUACACACACAUAUACACAUACAUACACACACCCCACCCAUAUAGCUGUUUGGAUCAGAAUCCUCCGGGGUUCACUCAGACCUGGAAGAGGGGUUGAAUUGAAGCAGGGAAGCCCUCCCUCCCCUUCCGUCUCCUCACCUCGCACCUGACCAGCGCAUCUCAGAUUCGAGCCCAGCCCCAGCAGUACAUCUCCUGGCUUCAGGCCAUCCAUCCAUCCUGUCGCUCUCCUUCGGGAGCCUGCCGCCCUCCCACAGAGCCAGCGUCACAGCCCGGCGUCUGGGGAGGACCCGCCCACUGGCUGGUUAUCACUGUGGAGACGGCCAGUGCUUCGAUAAGUGCCUGUAUCCUAAACACACAGCCUUGGAGUGAUGCGGACGAGAAGGAACUGUCACUCACCGGGUCCAGUUGGACAGCUGGACACAAAACGAGACAUUGAGGACAAAAAGCGUUUGUGACUCUCGAGACACAAGGAAGGGAGAGGGGGCUUACGGGUGGUGUUGACUAACAAUUCCCCACGAAACUGGCCCGCUCCACUCAGGGAAGCUGAUCGCUGUAUGAUUUUUGGAUUGACGCAAGCCUACAGACACACACACACACACACACACACACACACACACACACACACACACACACACACACACACACAGAAGACCCAGCCAAGGGAGUGAUUGGAAUUUGGGGACUCACUGUUGAGGCUUAGCUCAUGGACAAGGCUACUCAAGGAACACAAACAGACAUUCGCACUCAAACACAGACAAAUAUAAGCACACACACACACACACACACAUUUGUGCACUGUUUCGUUCUCUGGCCCACUGUUCUCUUAGAGAUGUUUUGACUUCUGUCUGUCUGUCUUCAGUGUUCCCUCUCCCUCCCUCUUUGCCUCGUGGAGCACCCAUGGACAGACUGUGAUUCCACCCCAAAUGGUUUGACACCCCCCCCCCCCCAGGAGGAAGCACAACAUUAACUCAGAAGGAGAGGAGGAACAGGACCAAGGGGAGGCGAGUCGAAUCGAGUCAGUUUUAUUUGUGUAGCCCAUUAUCGCAAAUUAAAAAUUUGCUUCGGUGGGCUUCACACUAAGAAAGGAGUUAAGGAGUAGCUGCGGUUUCUCCAGCUGGAGAGCCGCUAAAGGGGACCACGACGGGAGGGGCCAGUGGCGGCGAAAGGCGCUAGAGGGUCAAAGGUUUGGGGUCUAGAAUUUGAUGCCCUGCUAGCCUAGCCUGUUAGCCUAGCCUGUUAGCCUAGCGGAGCCUGCACAUUGACCAUGGGUGCCCACAAGUCCUUGUGGUGUAAGAGCCUAGUUCACCAGCUCCAACUCGUCUAACAACCAUAGUCCUGAUAGUGUUAACUAAACCAGCAAAUGUUCGUAUACAAACACACACUCACACACAUACACACACACUCAUGCAUUGCACUGCCUUUAGCUCCUUAACUUGCUCCCUCUCUCUCUCUGGACAGUAAACUCUCCCCAACGUGACCUCAGCCUCAGAAAGUGGAUCUGAGCAUUGUGGGAUUUGUAGUUCCCGGGGGUUGCAGACCCGCGGCGAACCCCCAGGAGCCGGAGAGAGCGGGGACAUCCUAGACCUCACACACACUGCCUCUCUAUGCCUUGUUUUUAUAGCAUGUACAAACUGAGCUCUAAUACACACACGUACAAACUAUAUCUUUAUAUAUUAUAUAAGAAAUUAUUAAAAAAAAAAAGAAAAACAGUGAGAUUUUAACGAACCAUAGCAUUUUAAUGAGGUGACUGAUUCAGGAUUCAUUUUUGUAAGCUGAUUAUUUUGAGCGGUCAGAAGCGAAUCAGAUGUAAAUUACUUUGCUUUUUGUCUCUUUGCCGGUAAAAA
Molecule: messenger RNA, 4796 nt
Organism: Lampris incognitus (smalleye Pacific opah)
Lineage: Eukaryota; Metazoa; Chordata; Actinopteri; Lampriformes; Lampridae
Gene: erfl3
Product: Ets2 repressor factor like 3
Exons: 5
Coding region: 524-2719 (731 amino acids)
Biological process (GO): regulation of transcription by RNA polymerase II; cell differentiation
Cellular component (GO): nucleus
Molecular function (GO): sequence-specific DNA binding; DNA-binding transcription factor activity, RNA polymerase II-specific
Source: RefSeq, a predicted model, not a curated record